Molecule: messenger RNA, 2091 nt
Organism: Emericellopsis cladophorae
Lineage: Eukaryota; Fungi; Ascomycota; Sordariomycetes; Hypocreales; Bionectriaceae
Product: multispanning membrane protein
Exons: 1
Coding region: 1-2091 (696 amino acids)
Biological process (GO): vacuolar transport; protein localization to membrane
Cellular component (GO): membrane; Golgi apparatus
Source: RefSeq, a predicted model, not a curated record
AUGGCAGCGACUCUUCUCCAGAAUGCCCUGGGCAUUCUCCUCCUCCUCGCCCCGGCCGUAUCCGCUUUCUACAUCCCCGGCUACUCUGUCACGUCCUACCUGAGAGACGAGCCCAUGCCGCUCAUGGUGAACAAGGUCUACUCGGACAAUACCCAGCUCCAGUACGCCUACUUCGACCUCCCUUUUGUCUGCCCGCCCACCGGCGCCCACCGAGCCGGCGGUGCGGGCGGUCUGCUCUCGGGCGAGAGCGUGCCCCUGAACCUGGGCGAGGUCCUUCGGGGCGACCGCAUCAUGGCCUCGGACCUGCAGCUCGCGAUGCUGCACGACACGCCCUGCGCGACGCUCUGCACCCGGGACAUCACCCUCAAGGAGCUCAUACGCGCCCAGGAGAUGAUCGAGGAGGGCUACGUCGCCGAGUGGAUCGUCGACAACCUUCCCGGCGCCACGAGCUUCGUCACCGUCGACAAGACCAAGAAAUACUACGCCGCCGGCUUCAAGCUCGGCUACGACCUCGAGGUGAACUCGGCCGCCACGCCGGCCCGCCGGGUCCAGUACUUUCUCAACAACCACCACACCAUUGUCAUCCGCUACCGUCGCGCACUGGGUCGCGCCGGCGACCGCGGCGAAAAGGUUGUCGUCGGCUUCGAGGUCUACCCCAAGAGCGUCGGCUACGACGCGCCCCGCAACGAGCACGGCUGCCCGGCUGACGUACAGAAUGUCAAGUCCGGGCUCGAGCUGACCCCCAACAAGACGGCCAGCGCUCACGACGACGAGCCCGUCAUGUCCAUCCCCUACACGUACUCCGUCUACUUCCGCGAGGACGAGACCAUUGAGUGGGCGCACCGCUGGGACCUGUACUUUGUCAACCAGGAUGAGGGCUCGCACAUUCACUGGCUGGCCAUUGUGAACUCGCUGAUCAUAUGCGGCCUGCUGACUGGCGUCGUCAUGAUCAUCCUCGCCAAGACCAUCAGGUCAGACAUUAGGACGUACAAGGACGCCGUGGCGGAGGAUGGCAAGAUCCGGUUGAAGAAGAUCAGGCCCCCGUCGACCGGAUUACUGGAGCAGCCGCACGGCGGCGACGACGACGACAUGGACCUGUCGGACGAGGAGGCGCUGGAGGACAUUACAGGCUGGAAGCUGCUCCACGCCGACGUCUUCCGCACACCCGCCUGGGGUGGCCUGCUGGCGCCCCUCGUCGGCUCGGGCGUGCAGCUCUUCGUCAUGGCCAUGGGCCUCAUCACGCUGAGCACUUUUGGGGUGCUGAACCCUAGCUUCCGUGGCGGCUUUAUCAGCGUCGGCGUCGGCCUCUUCAUCUUCGCCGGCCUCUUCUCCGGCUACUUCUCCGCCCGUCUCUUCAAGAGCUUCGAGGGCCGGGGCCACCGCCGCAACGCGCUCGUCACCGCGCUGCUGGUCCCCGGCAUCGCCUUCUGCGCCGUCUUUGUGCUCAACCUCUUCGUCUGGGCCCAGGCCUCCAGCACCGCCAUGCCCUUCAGCACCCUGCUCGCCAUCAUGGCCCUCUGGCUCUGCGUGCAGGUGCCCCUCGUCUACGCCGGCUCGCACCACGGCUAUCACAAGGCGCCCACUUGGGAGCACCCGACCAAGACGACGGCCGUCCCGCGCCCGAUCCCCCUCCAGUCCUGGCUCAUGCACCCCGUCCUGUCCGGCCUGCUGUACGGCCUCAUCCCCUUUGCCGUCCUCUUCAUCGAGCUGCUCUACGUCUUCCAGUCCCUCUGGCAGGACAAGUCGGGCUACUACUACGUCUUUGGCUUCCUCGCCGUCGUCUGUGUUCUGCUCACCGUCACUAUUGCCGAGGUCACCGUCGUCUCCGUUUACGCCCGGCUGUGCGCCGAGGACCACAGCUGGUGGUGGCACAGCUUCAUCGUCGGUGGCGGCAGCUCCAUCUGGGUGUUUGCGUACUGCGUGUGGUACUACCUCUUCAAACUGCACAUUACAGGGUUUGUCAGCGGCAUGCUCUUCUUUGCCUACAGCGGUCUGGCCUGCUGCAUGUACGGCCUGCUCACGGGGACCGUGGGCUUCCUGAGCGCGUAUGCCUUUGUGCGGAGGAUAUACGGCGCCAUCAAGGCUGACUGA